AUUCGUUUACGCUUCAUAAUUCUUCUGUGUCUCGUUUCUCCAUUCAGAGAUCUCACUGGGAAUCGACUGAGUAAUUUGCCAAUGACUGGACUGACAAGUCUUACUCAUCUCAAACUGAAAGGCAACAUGGCACUGUCACGUUCCUUCGGAUUGGAGGACUUCCCCAACAUAAGGGUCAUCGAGAUGCCAUAUGCCUAUCAGUGCUGUGUUUUUGGAGGCUGUAGCAGUUACAGAUCUGCCAGCCAGUGGGAAGAACAGAUGGGCAGUGAAGAGGAAGAUUUCCAGAAGAAAUCUCCGUCCCUGUUCCCCAUUCACACUGACAACAACUAUGACCUUGACUUAGAAGAAUUCCAGUUAGCGAUUGAAGAGUCCAAGCUACAGACCAGCAUACAGUGCACCCCCAUACCAGGUCCAUUCAAACCAUGUGAUAACCUGUUUGACAGUUGGGUGGUACGACUUGGCAUGUGGCUCAUUUCUUUGGUCUCGCUGAUGGGAAACAGCCUUCUCAUCCUGACAGUCUUCACAUCCCCUAGCUAUCUCUCUCCUGUUAAGUUCAUCAUUGGAACCAUCAGUGGUGCCAACCUGCUAACAGGCCUAUGCACUGGAACCUUAGCUUUAGUUGAUGCCCGGACAUUUGGAGAGUUUGCCCUGCAUGGCGCUCAGUGGGAAAUGGGUGCAGGUUGCCGAGCAGUAGGCUUUCUUUCAGUGCUGGCCUCAGAGGGCUCCAUACUCUUCCUGACUUUGGCCGCAGUGCAGUGCAGUGUGUCUGUCUCAUGUGCCCGCGCUUACGGAAAGUCACCAUCUUUGGGAAGUGUCCGAGCCGCUGCAGUUGCAUGCUUGGCACUUUCGCUUGCAGUCGCUGCUUUGCCACUAAUUGGGGUCGGAGAGUACGGGGCAACUCCACUCUGCAUGCCAUCACCCCUACCAGAUGGAGAACCUUCCACACUGGGAUUCAUGGUUGCUCUCAUAAUGAUGAACUCUUUGUGUUUCCUGGUGAUCACUGGAACUUACAUCAAGUUGUACUGGGACCUGAUGAAGGGCGACUUUGACAGCAUUUGGGAUUGUGCCAUGAUUAAGCAUGUGGCCUGGCUCAUCUUCACCAACUGCCUGCUCUACUGCCCCGUUGCCUUCCUCACCUUCUCCUCCCUUCUAAGCCUCUUUCCGGUAAGUGAGGAGGUUGUCAAAUCUGUCGUCCUAGUGCUUUUGCCUCUUCCAGCAAGCAUCAACCCUUUGCUGUACCUUCUCUUCAAUCCACACUUCCGUGAAGACAUGCGUCUCCUUCUGAGCAGAGCUCACCUCAGUCAUGAUCGCAACCUGGAUUCCUUUGUCUCAGUUGACACAGAGAAAAGCUCCUAUGACUCCACUCAAGCCCUGGUGUCCUUUGCCAUCGAAGCAGAUGGAGUGUUUGAAAGUUCCUCAGUCCCAAACCCUGAGACAGUUGCCCGGUUUACAUGCCCACCCUCUGUGGCUCUGAUUCCAUGCCAGAUGCAGAUGAAACCAUCAACAGACAGGGAGAACACUGGAGAGAAUCUGAUCAGAUCAGCAGCAGGACUCAUUGCCAAAGAGCAGGAGCACAUUAGAAGCAGUGGAGUGGACACUCAGAGAGGCACCUCCAUCUUCUCUGGAGCAUACCACUCCACAGGUCCUUCAGCUCAUUCUCAGGUCUUUACCUAAACUGUAGUUUUUUUUAAGGUCCUCUGAGUGUGAGAAGUCACAAACCCACAAAUGAAAUAAGUCUGAAAACCUACAGAGCUAAUGAUCAAUGAACUGAUUAAUCUUGGGACUAUACAUAACCAUAAUGUCCCAACUGCUAGAUAGCAUUGUACAAAUAAUCAAAUAAAAGACAAGACAAGAAAAGCAUUACAUUUUGUGCUCCACUCACAUAAAGAUACAAAACCUGUCACUGGGGUUGUAUCUUUUCAAAAGAUGCAUUUUUGUACAUAACAGGUCCACAUUGGUACCUAAUAAGUACAAAUGUGUACAUUAAAGGUACGUUUAUUUCUGUGUACAAUCAUGUGGGUCGUUCAAUAAUUUAAGCAGCGAUGGUCAAAAACAAAUUCGCAUAUAUAAUUUUUGUAACUUUGUAAAUUGUUUGUGUAAUUAGGAUUAAAGGAAUGUUACAGGUUAAAUAUUGCUACCAUUUGAGGAAUACUGGUGAUUCUUAAAGAAAACAGCAUCUUGUUUUACUCAACACUUUAGUAAAAAUAAAUAAUACAUGAAUAAAGGAAGUUUUGAAGGCAAAGAACUUCAGUAUGAACAGACAAAUUCUAGAAAAUGGUGACAGUCAAUACACAAUACAGAAUUUUAACAAUAGAAAUGUAGAUUAAAUUAGUUUAAAAAAAACAGAACAGCAGGUCACAUCACAUCUAGAACUAGAAAUGAUACUGUUGAACCAUUUUCUGAUAUUUUUAUUCAUUUAUCAUUAACAAAAAAACAGACCACCAUUACAAAUUAAUCAAGCUUUAAAAAGAGUUCGGCUGCGUUCGAAACCGCACACUUCCAUACUAUACCCCUACUGAAAAAAACAGCUUAAACCAGCCUUAGCUGGUUGACCA
Molecule: messenger RNA, 2555 nt
Organism: Danio rerio (zebrafish)
Lineage: Eukaryota; Metazoa; Chordata; Actinopteri; Cypriniformes; Danionidae
Source: RefSeq, a predicted model, not a curated record